Molecule: messenger RNA, 1281 nt
Organism: Colletotrichum scovillei
Lineage: Eukaryota; Fungi; Ascomycota; Sordariomycetes; Glomerellales; Glomerellaceae
Exons: 4
Coding region: 100-1206 (368 amino acids)
Source: RefSeq, a predicted model, not a curated record
GUGAAAUUGAUACCUCUCCUCAAAAGGCUUUGAGAAAGUAGCAUAUUUCACGCAGUUCUGUCUUUUGAUUCACGAUCUACACUGGAGAAUAGCCCAAAAAUGCCUACAGAAUUGGAAGAGCUCGUGGGCUUCAUCGCUCAUCCUAAUGCGAAUCUCAGAAAGGUAGCCAUCGAGAACCUCGUAGGCUACUCACAGGCGGACCCGGCAAUCUUCAAGACAGAGAACUUGACUCCCGUAAAGCACCUCAAGUUCCUAGUUAGAGAUCACCCUAAAAUCGCAGAACAUGCGUUGACAAUUCUCGUCAACCUGACUGCCGAGAAAGACGUUCUUGAGAACGUGGCUACAGACCAGAAGUUUAUUGAUAUCCUCUUGGACUUGGUAGUAAAACCCGAUGAGGCAAACGCCAACCUGAUGGCAAUGCUGCUUGCCAAUUUGGCAAAGUGGGAUGGACUUAACACUAUUGUUACCAAGAAGCAAACGCCGCCAGCGGAGCUCAAGUCCAACGACUUGGUUCUGAACCAGCUGGUCGAUCUCUUCGUCAAGGAAAAGGGGGCCUACAACAAGGACGCCGACUACGACUACCUCGCCUACCUCUUUGCAGAUCUCACCAAGCACGCCGAAGUGCGCCAGCACUUUGUCACCCGGCAAGACUAUGACGAAGUCAUCCCCAUCACCAAGCUCAAGGUCUUCACCGAGCACCAGUCCGAGAUCCGGAGGAAGGGUGUCGCGAGCACGAUCAAGAACGUCGCGUUUGAGAUCCAGUUCCACUCCACCUUCAUGGACGAGGACGAGGUCGACAUCCUGCCGUACAUCCUCCUCCCCAUCACCGGCAACGAGGAGUACGACGAGGACGACACCAUGGGCAUGCUGCCUGAUCUGCAGCUCUUGCCCCCCGACAAGAAGCGUGACUCGGAUCCCAAGAUCAUCCAAACGCACAUCGAGACGCUUCUGCUCUUCACGACGACGAGAGGAGGCCGCGAUCUGCUGAGAAGAGUCAGCGUGUACCCUAUCAUCCGCGAAAACCACUCCCGCGUUAACGACGAGGGCGUCAAGGAUGCCUGCGACCGUCUGGUGCAAGUACUGAUGAGAGACGAGGAGCCAGAGGAGGGCGAGGGCGAGGCGGGGUCCAAGCCUAAGGAGCUGACCAAUGGCUCAAAGGUCGAGGAGGUCGAUGAUGACGACGAUGAUGAGAUUGUCGAAGUCUAGACGGGGUAGUAUCAUGAUGAGGUUUGCAAGUUCUUCCCUUUGGUCAUGGCUUAUGUAGAAAGAGGGGAUACCCAG